Molecule: messenger RNA, 924 nt
Organism: Sander lucioperca (pikeperch)
Lineage: Eukaryota; Metazoa; Chordata; Actinopteri; Perciformes; Percidae
Product: tyrosine-protein phosphatase non-receptor type substrate 1-like
Exons: 4
Coding region: 6-791 (261 amino acids)
Biological process (GO): immune response; immunoglobulin production
Source: RefSeq, a predicted model, not a curated record
CCUUCAUGACAACAGAAGACACAGAAAUCCUCCUCAUCAAAAACAUGACUUUGAUCUCCGUCCUCAUCUGGACUCUCCUCUGCUGCUGCUUCACAGAGUCCAGAGGCCAGGUCACAGUGACUCAGCCUGGAGCAGUGAGCUCUGCUCUGGGAGGCUCCGUCUCCAUCAGCUGUAGGACCAGUCAGGAUGUUUAUGGUUCUAACAGAUUAGCCUGGUACCAACAGAGAGAUGGAGAAACUCCUAAACUGCUCAUUUACUAUACUAGCACUCGACAAUCAGGGAUUCCAGCUCGUUUUACAGGCAGUGGAUCAAACUCUGACUUCACUCUGACCAUCAGUGGAGUCCAGACUGAAGAUGCAGCAGUUUACUACUGUCAGAGUUAUCACUAUAUCAACAGUCAGGAUGUGUUCACACAGCACGCCGGCAGCACGAUGAUGAUGUCACUUAUUCUACUGCUGGCCACCCUGGGGCUCCUUGUUCAGGGUUCAUCAGGAGAAAUCAUCCUGACUCAGUCUCCUGGAUCUCAGUCUGUUGCUCCAGGACAGUCUGUCUCUAUCAGAUGUAAAGCCAGUUCAAGUGUUAGUACUUGCCUUCACUGGUACCUUCAGAAACCUGGAGAAUCUCCUAAACUCUUAAUUAGGUAUGCUACAACUCGUCACUCUGGAGCUUCCGACCGUUUCAGUGGAAGUGGAUCUGGAACUGACUUCACUCUGACCAUCAGUGGAGUUCAGACUGAAGAUGCAGGAGAUUAUUAUUGUCAGCAGUGUAACAGUUGGCCGUUCACACAGUGAUACAACGUCGUACAAAAACCUCCUCAGCUGGAGAGGAACUGAUCUGACUCAACAGCUGCACAGAAACUACAACACUACAUGAUUUAUUAACAUACAUUUAUAAGUUAGACCACAAUAACACUUUCAGCAUGAA